Rhododendron vialii is the source of this 1239-nucleotide messenger RNA. RefSeq names its product putative F-box protein At1g60370. Gene Ontology annotation, molecular function: protein binding. The coding region runs from base 1 to 1239 and encodes 412 amino acids. The record is from RefSeq and is a predicted model, not a curated record. Lineage: Eukaryota; Viridiplantae; Streptophyta; Magnoliopsida; Ericales; Ericaceae. The transcript is spliced from 3 exons.
AUGGGUCCCUCCAUACUCUCCAUCCCACAGCACAUUCUAAUGGAGAUUCUGAGCAAACUGCCCGUGACGACAAUAUGCAAUUGCAGGUGCGUAUGUUCCUAUCUCCGCAACUUGAUCUCAGACCCUGAAUUUGCGCAACUACACCUCUCCAGAUCACAACCCUCCCUCAUGCUUUGUUGCUGCUAUCCACAUGAAUAUUCUACGUACUUAGUUGAAUCGGUUCAUAUACCCACAAACACCCAUUUGAAAUUCGAACCUAAAUGUGAGGUACCCACUCAAGGAUUGAAGGUUUUGAGUUCUUGCAAUGGUUUAAUAUGCUUUUACGGGCCUAGGACUUAUAACCCAUAUGUUAUAUGCAAUCCCGUUAUCGAUGAGUAUGUGAUUGUGCCCCAAAUGGAAAAGUACAGUUUCGAUCAACGCGGUUCUGGGUUUGGAUUUUGUCCAAGGACUAAUCGGUACAAAGUAUUGCGUUUUUUAUCCCCGAGUAUAGGGUGUGGGUUUCCGGGGUUGAUGAGAUUGGAGGCUGAAAUCAACUCUGUAGGGACUAAUUUGUGGAGGAGAGUGAGAGAUGCUCCGCUUUAUCUGCAUUCGUAUUCUGAUGGUUGCUUUUUGAAUGGGGCUCUUCAUUGGAUUGUCCACGACACCGAAAAUUGUUUCGAAUCGAUGCAUUGUUUCGACUUUGGGAAGGAGCGAUUCCAGCCAUUUCCAGGGCCAUCUCAAUUUUAUAGGUUUCUUGGACAGCUAAGGGUGGAUACGAUGAAAAUGGGGGUGUUGCAGGAUCAUCUGUCAAUAUCUCAUAAUCCUACGUAUGAUAUGCUUGAUAUAUGGGUGAUGAAGGAUUAUGCGGUGCAGGACUCUUGGACGAAAGAUUUUGUCAUUAAAACCCCAUGGGUGGUAAAACCUUACUGCGGCGAGAUUUAUCAACCUUUAAUGGUUUUGAUUAACGGGGAUAUCUUGAUGCAAUUUGCUUUAUCCUUCCUAGUUUCUUUUAAUAUGAGGGACAAAAUUAUCAGAAAGGUCAGGGUCAAGGGAAUACAAUCUGUCAUUAGAGCAAUGACAUACAUUCCAAGCACCCGAGAAUCCCAGGUUGGGGAAACUCUUGUGGAAAUCAAACCCUUCUGGCCAUCAUUUUCAAUCACACAGAAACAUGCAUUAGAAAAUUACAAGGGUACGCUUGAGUUCCUCUAUGUAAAUUCUGAAUUGGCCUUUUGUGAUAUAUCAAAUGCUGAAUUUGCAUAA